Uloborus diversus is the source of this 3836-nucleotide messenger RNA. RefSeq names its product mitochondrial import receptor subunit TOM70-like (gene Tom70). Lineage: Eukaryota; Metazoa; Arthropoda; Arachnida; Araneae; Uloboridae. The transcript is spliced from 11 exons. Gene Ontology annotation, molecular function: protein binding. The coding region runs from base 225 to 1724 and encodes 499 amino acids. The record is from RefSeq and is a predicted model, not a curated record.
AAACAAGAUGGCGCCCGCCAGUGAGAGUAAUGUGCCUCGGUUAUCUAAAUGGCAUUUAGCUGUUAUUCUAGGUAUAGGAACUCCAGUUGCAAUUGGAUUCGCUUAUUGGUAUUUUAAGAAAAAUAAGGACUCCAAAAAAAGCCAAAAAGGAUCCGAAGAUAUUUACUUUAACUCUCACGACAGCCUUCAAAAGAACCAUCAGAAUAACAAAUCAAAUUCCAAGAAUGAUAAACAAAAACGUUCCAGAGACACCUUAUAUCAAAGCAAAAGCCUUUAAAGAUAAAGGAAAUAAAUUAUUUAAAGAAGGUCAAUUUGACAAAGCUGUUGAAUGUUAUACAAGUGCCAUUGAAAUAUGUCCUCCUGAAUAUGUGGAUGAUCUCGCUACAUUUCAUCAAAAUAGAGCUGCUGCCUAUGAAAAUCUAAAAAAUUUCCAAGCAGUUAUAGAUGAUACAAGUAAAGCUGUUGAAUUAAAUGGAAGAUAUGUUAAAGCUUUGUACAGGAGAGCCAAAGCUUAUGAAGAAAUCAAAGAGUUACAGAAGUGUUUAGAAGAUGUAACUGCAGUUUGCAUGUUAGAUGGAUUCCAGAAUGAAGCUUAUUUAAAAAUGACUGAUAAAGUCUUAAAGGAGCUUAGCAAAGUUAUAGCCAAAGAAACAUUUAGUAAACAAGAGCCAAGGCUACCAUCAAAGCAUUUUGCUCGACAUUAUUUUAUUUCAUUCAGUGAAGACCCAGUUAUGAAAUCUGUUGAAGAAUAUAAGAAUGUAAAACAGGACAGGAAUGUUUCUGAAUUGAGCGGUUAUAGGCUAGUCAUUCAUAACCUUGCCGAAGAAGAUUUUGAACAAGUAAUUCCUAACUGUAAUGUGGAAAUUGAACGUUCUGGACCAGAUAUGCCUGAAGCACUUUUAGUACGAGGCACAUUCAAACUUCUACAAGGGCAGAUUGAAGAUUCUUUAAAAGAUUUAAAUCAUUUACUAUCUUUGGAAAGUGUUGAUGUGAAAGUUCGAGUAAAUUGCCUAAUAAAAAUUGGCACCCUAAAAGUUCAGAUGGAAAAAAUGGACGAGGCUUUGCAAGAUUUCCAAAAAGCAUCAGAUCUAGAUUUAAACAAUGCAGAUAUAUAUUUACACAGAGGACAGGUUUACCUCUUAAUGGAUCGUAUUGAUGAAUGUCUAAAGGACAUGGAGAAAAGUUGUUCCUUAAAUCCAAAUUUUCCAUCUGCUUGUGCUCAAAAGUGUUAUAUUCAGUAUAGAUGUGGGUUGAAUUUUAAUGAUGAGAAUCAAAAGAAAGCUGCUUUAAGUGGCUUUGAACAAAUAGAAAAGAAAUUUCCUAACUGUUCUGAAAGCAUUUUCCUAUAUGCCCAGGUACUAAGUGAAUGUGAACAGUAUGAAAAAUCUGAAGCAUACUUUAAAAAGGCUGGGGAAUUAGAUCCAAAUGACCCAAAUGUUUAUGUUCACAGAGGAAUUCUAAUGCUUCAGUGGAAAAGGGACAUGUCUAGUGCUAUGGAAUUUCUCAAUAAAGCGAUAGAAAUGGACGAUAAGUGCCAAUUUGGUUAUGAAACAUUAGGUACCAUAGAAGUUCAAAAUGGAAAUUUGAAACGAGGCUUAGAGUUAUUUCAAAAAGCUGUAGAUGCAGCCCAUACGGAAACAGAAUUGGCUCAUUUAUAUUCCCUAUUACUAGCUGCUAAAGCACAAGCAAAAGCUGCUGAACACUUUGGAAUACACAUAGGAUAGUGUUUAAUUGUUAUAUAAAUAUACAGAUAUGGACAAAUUAUAUUAGAUUUUUAAUUCCAUAAAUUCCCUGUUGUAAAAAAUUACUUAGAGUUGAAUGCACAGAGCUUUGCAUAAUUUGUUUUUGUUAGUUUCAGAUUUUUUAACCACUGUGCAAUUUUUCAUUGUAACUAAGUCCUAUGUAAAAUGUGGAUGACACAGUCUGCAAUAUUAAACAUUUUCAAAUGAGAUAGUUGUAAGUUUGAUUUCAAUGAACUUUCACAGAAUUAUUACAAGCACUUAAAUGCCUUUUAAAAAUUGUUUAUAGUAUUAGUUUAAUUAUAUGUAAGCAUUGUGCAUAUACUGGAAAAGCCACAGAGAUGUCAAUUGUAAAAUAUUAUGUUAUAAAGUGGAAGGCAAACAUUUUCAGUACAUAUUUUUUUCAUUUGAAGUAUAUGAAAAUUAAUCUGAUGAAGUUCAACUAUUCAAUAAUCAUUUUAAAUUUGUUUUAAAAACUUCUGUAAUCAUGGCUUAUAUAAAUUCGUAACUAUAUAUCGUAUUUUUACUCAUCCGUAUUCUUAAAAUUCUUUUCUUACUGAAAUCUAUGCUUACUAAAUCUCAAUUCUGCGGCUACAUUAGUUCGACCAUUUAUAUUUUGUUUAUUAUUUGCUAUUUAAGCUUUCAACUGUAAUCUAACAGGACACAAUCAGUGUUUUGCAUUUAACCAUAAUAUUAACACCUUUUUAAUCUUUAAGCUCUGAUUCAAUAUUAAAAUAUAUUACAGCAUUUACUUUUAGACUCUUAAGUUUUGAGACUCAAAAGUUAAAUAUUUUACUUUAUUUACUAAAGGUAUCUGCCAAAUGUUCCUAAAGUAUGUUUCUUAUUCUUAUAAACUUAAAUCUCAUUACAUUUAAUGAAGUUGUGUUUGUUUCUCUAUUAUUUUCAUUUAAAUGUAGUCAUUGAAUCAUAAAAUAUGUUAAUUGGAACUGCUGUGUAGUAUAUUUUCUGUACAUAUGUUUUAAAUCACAGCAAGUGGAUCUUUUUUUUCCCCUUCAGUUAAAAAAAAUAAUAGGCUUGAAUGUUUUUGUUAGGUAUUACUGUAAAUUGGUGUGACUAUCAUUUUAAAUUGGAAGCAUCACUUUUGUGCAUUUUUUUUUUUAGGGGAACAGAAUUUUUCUGCUUCUAAUUUUAGUUUCACUGUAAAAUCUUAUUGAUGGUAUUUAUCCUUAUUUUAUGAACCGGCAAAAUUAUUAUAACCAAAUAUAAAACUAACAAAAGCAAAAAAAAAAAAAAAAAAAAACAAGCAUUUGUGCCAAAUACAGUAUAUUAUAUGAAUAAUAAACUAUGUAAAUCUACAAAAGCAAAAGUAAAAAGGAAAAAAAAAAAAAAAACUUGCUUUUAAGAAAGAGGGAGUCUUACUGUACAGUUUUCUGUAUUUUACACUGAUGUAUUUUAACAACAAAAGAAUUUUAAGCAUUAAAUGCACUAGACAUUUUCAAAAAUUUAAAAAUCUUGAAAAAAAAAAUCUUUAUAAAAAAAAUUCUUUAUAAUAAAAAGUGUGAAAUGUCAAAUUCUCAGGGUACGUGAUUUUCCAGACAAUUCAGAGUGGGAAAAGUAGAAUUCAUUUAAAAAUAUUGAAUGAAACUGACCAUUUUAAAUUAAAAAUCAGAAUUUUAAUGUUGGUUCAAAAUUGAAACAACAGAUUAUAAAAAUUACAAUAGCAAAAACGAAACCUGUACAAAAACGUCAAUCUCAAAACUGCUUCUCAAAAUCGUGACUUCAAGAGCAGACCAUUCUCCUUCAAAGUGAAAAUUAUACAUUUCCUGUCGUUAAUUUAUUCAUCAAGUUUUAUUUUUAUUUUUCAAAAAUGAUUUAUGUUUAUUUUCAAUUUUCAUUCUAUUUCAAAACAUGACGCCGUAUGGAGGAAUGCUGAAACAAAAUGAGAGUUCCAAAGAAGUACAAGAUUAUUGGUUUCUGAUCCAUACCUUCAUGAAAUUCUUAUGACAUCCAACAAAUUAACUAGUUUAAACUUCAGCAAAAGCAGAGAAGCAUAUUCUUAAAGGUUUCAUCAUUCGUUGUUUUGCACAAAACUUGCAAUAUUACUUAAUCUGAUACAUUUUCCUUACUUUUUUUUUU